Molecule: messenger RNA, 1131 nt
Organism: Dinoponera quadriceps
Lineage: Eukaryota; Metazoa; Arthropoda; Insecta; Hymenoptera; Formicidae
Exons: 4
Coding region: 331-1131 (266 amino acids)
Source: RefSeq, a predicted model, not a curated record
UUACAGGCUUGUUCCCUCUAUUCUUAUAUCUCUAUGGUAAAAGGUUUGCAAUUGGCCGGACAAUAAGUGGCCCAUAGCCAUAAUGUGAUGUGAGUGAAGUGAAACGAAGUGAGAUUUGCAAUUCAGCAACCUAUAACCACAAAUGAGCGAAGAGUUUGUUGGUUAUAUUUUAAUUUGAGUCAGUUUGUCAUUUCAUUUGAUUAAUUAUUUACCGCUUUUGUUUUGUUUAUUUAUUCGUCACGACAAAACGAUAUGAAAAAUUCGACGUGUUUAAUUUUUAUAUUUAUAAGGCAAAAUAAAUCUUGAGCAUAAAGAACUCCUUGUGCUGCAAUGUUCAAACGGUCUGAGAAUAUGUUAAUGAACAAUGAUUUUCGUGUGCCUACAAAACGAGCAAAAUUAGACAUUCCCAAGACAAAUCUCCAGUAUGGUAAAAGAUCAGAAAAGGAGGUUUUCAGGAACAAAAAUGCGCAAUAUGAUGAUCUCUGGGGCGAUGAUUUCGCCGAGAAAGACAUCGAGGAGAUGGAUUUCGUUGCUUCUCAAGCAUGUUUAUUGGAAGGCAAUAUAUUAGAUAAUUCAAAAUUUGGAAACAGCUUACAUCCAAUAAAAUCAGAACUUCUAGAGAAACCUGCUGCAACUGCAAGUACAUCUGACUAUAAUGAAGUGUCAAAAGCAAAAUUAUCAGUAUCUUUAGAAAAAUCCAAUGUUUGGCUAAAAAAGGCUGUACAAAGUACUAACCUAGACAGCCAAAUUACAGCAGAUACUGAUUAUUCCCAGUUUAGAAACAAAUUAAUAGACAGAACGGAUCAUAACUCAACUUUUCAAAAGAGGAGUAACUUUACUAUACCUGAUGACAGAGAAUUGGAAAGGUUAAAAAAUGAAAAUAAAAAGUUAUUGAAUGAUUUUAUAACUAAAGAUGGUGAAACGGUAUUUUUACGGCAACAGUUACAACAAAUUCAGUUGAGAUCUGAAAAUGAAAAGUUACAAAAAAUGCAUUUAAUUGAAGAUCAAGCCAAUCGUCACAGAUCAGAAAUCAAUAAAAUUUGUAAAGAAAAGGAACAGUUGAAGACACAGAUAGAAUUACAAGUAAGUACAUGUCUUUGUAUUUAUUGUGCUAUAAAAUUUUCUAUGUAG